This is a messenger RNA of Armigeres subalbatus, 2244 nucleotides long. RefSeq names its product signal recognition particle subunit SRP72 (gene Srp72). Lineage: Eukaryota; Metazoa; Arthropoda; Insecta; Diptera; Culicidae. Gene Ontology annotation, biological process: SRP-dependent cotranslational protein targeting to membrane. Gene Ontology annotation, cellular component: signal recognition particle, endoplasmic reticulum targeting. The transcript is spliced from 4 exons. Bases 150 to 2135 code for a protein of 661 amino acids. The record is from RefSeq and is a predicted model, not a curated record. Gene Ontology annotation, molecular function: 7S RNA binding; ribosome binding; protein binding.
GAACCCACUGCCAAGUUGUCAUGUUUGUCGAAAGUAUCACCAUCGCAUACGACACGCGUCUAGAAAAGUAAAGUUGUGAUUCCAUUUAAACUUUACCAGGUUUUUACGUUUUUCCGCAGUGAACAGUGCAAGCAGUACCGAAUUGUGUCAUGGCCAAGAACGAGGCUCGGGAAACGACCAUACGGCAGUUGUACACGGAGUUGAAUAAGCAAGGAUCCAAUGGAGAGUACGAGAAGGCCCUCAAGUCGUCCAACAAAAUUCUCGCUUUGGAGCAAGGUGAGCACAAAGCUUUGCAAUGCAAGCUGGUUUGCUUGAUUCAGCUGUCCAAGUUCGAAGAGGUGCUCAAGUUUCUCGAUCGUACGCAAACAACGUAUGAUUGUACAUUUGAGCGAGCCUACAGUGAGUAUAGAUUGAAUCUGCCAGAGGCUGCUUACAAAACGAUACAGAAUAGUGGUAUCAAAACACUACCACCAAAUUUGAAGGAACUGAUGGCACAGAUUCUUUAUCGACUGGAAAAGUACGAUGAAUGCUACGAACUGUACAAAGAUAUCAUUAAAAAUACCAGUGAUGAUUAUGACGAUGAGCGCACCACCAAUUUGAGUGCCGUGGUCGCCAACCUCUGUGUGGAAGGGUCCAAGAAAGAGAUUCCGGUUUUGCGCGAGGACACGUACGAGCUUACGUAUAAUGCAGCCUGUGCCCUAGCUGGCAAGCAACAAUUUCCUGAAGCGGAAAGAAAGCUCCGCGCUAGUGAGAAGUUGUGUCGGGAGUUCUUGGAAGAAGACGGCGCCACAGAAGAGGACAUAAUGGAUGAACUGGCGAUUAUUAAGGUACAGCUUGCUUAUUGUCUGCAGAUGCAGGGUAAACCAAAAGAAGCUUCCGCAAUCUACACCGAUGCGUUGAAGCACAAGACCAAUGACCACGCUUUGACAGCGGUAGCCAGUAACAACUUGGUGGUCAUCAACAAAGAUCAGAACAUGUUUGAUUCGAAAAAGAAAAUGAAAGCCGCAACAUCUGACCAGGCUGAACAUAAAUUGACUUCCAAGCAAAAGAAGCUGAUUGCAUUCAACAAUUGUUUGUUAGCGUUUUUCACCAACCAAUCGGAUUGUCAUAUGCUAGCCAGUCGUUUGGGCAAUGCGCAUCCAGAUUUAGAAUUCCAAUCUUUGUUAAUCCGCGUCAGUCAGUUAGCAAGAGAUAAGAAAUUUAAGGACGCUAUCGAGUUGUUGGAAAACUUUUCCAAAAAGCAACCGAAACAGGAGCUGGAAGUUAAGUUUGCUAUUGUUCAAUUGAAUUUAUUGGGUGGUAAUAGAAAAGCAGCUGUGGAUGUUUUAGAAGCUCUUGGAGAAGCCAAGUAUCGCCCGGGAGUAGUAUCCGCUUUAGUUACUCUUUAUCUAGGUCUGGAUAAUAAAAACUCAGCUUCCACUAUCUUGAAAAAUGCCGUCGAGUGGUACAAAAAGAACAAGUCAACCGCAGGCGGUGACCUCACUGACAUGUGGCGUCAAGCUGCUAGCUUCCAUCUCCGAGGAGGUGAAUCCGAAACCGCUGCCAAGAGCUUGGAGGAACUUCUGAGAACUAAUCCUUCCGAUAUGAAGAUUCUUGCACAAUUGGUAAUCGCGUACGCUCAGUUUAAUCCGAAAAAGGCACAGGAAGCCAGCAAAAAACUUCCUGCGUUAGAAAGCCUCACCACUGCCUCGGAAAUCGAUGCUUUGGAAGCAACUAACUGGAUGAUGAUUGCUAAGGCUGUCAAAAAGAAGAUGCCUGCUUCAGGCAAAACGGAUCAAUCGCCUGGAACACCGAGCAGUGAAAUUGCCAAGCAAAAGAAGAAAACCGUUCGCAAACGUAAAGGAAAACUGCCGAAGAACUACGAUGCUAGUGCGGUUCCGGACCCGGAACGGUGGCUGCCACGCUACGAACGCUCCGGUUAUCGCAAGAAACGCGACCGCCGCGUGAAGGAAAUUAUCAAGGGUAGCCAAGGAACGGCCUCCGGACAGGCUGAUCAAUACGAUAUGAGCAAGUCCUACAAUCAGACUAAACAGUCACCGGCCACACCGGCUGCACAUGAAAUGCCUGCUACAGGACCGGCUCCCAGGCAGCUACCAAGAAAGAGUCAGCACAAGAAGAAGAAGGGAAAACAUUAAGCUGACGUACAUUUAUGAACCGAUUUUGCAAACAUUUACGCGAUCACGAAGAGCAAUUCAUCUUCGGUGAGUAUGUUUCAGUUGCAUGUGGAAUAAAAUUUGCAUCUUA